AUGACAGCUCCUGUGUUCACAUCGGUAACUCCAUCUUGGCUCAACGUCACCCAAGAACCUGACAUGAAUCAGACUUGUGAGGAAAGUGAGGAUUUCAAAUAUUUGGCGUACAAAGUCACGUACAGUGUCGUAUUCCCUAUUGGAUUUAUCAGCAACUCUGUGGCUUUGUUUGUGUUCCUGCGUCUCACUCCAAAGAAGACGGCCAACACUGUAUUUAUGACUAACUUGGCUAUUUCAGAUGUUGGCUUCUCCUUGACGUUGCCCUUCCGUCUGGUGUACUAUUUUAGGGGCGGUCUUAGCGUACUACGGUACAUCGCCGUAGUUCACCCCAUUCGCAACAAGUCCCUGGUUACGGUGUGGAGAGCCAGACUAUCAUGCUUUGCGAUCUGGGUUUUUGUGGCCUGCUCGUCAAUUCCAUUCCUCAUGACAGGUACUACAGAGCGGCAUAACAAGAUGCGUUGCUUUGAACCGGGGAACAACAAGUCAUGGAAUCGCAUAUAUAGCUUGAACUACGUGGGGGUUUCGUUUGGAUUCGUCAUUCCGUUCAUUAUAAUUCUCGUCUGCUACGGAUGCAUCAUCUGCAAACUCAUCAAAGGACGAAAAAUUGGUAAUCGAAGAGGAAACACCCGCCGACGCUCGGUGUAUUUGAUCGCCGUUGUCCUGAGCACAUUCCUGCUGUGUUUCCUACCAUAUCACGUCGCUCGCACAGUCCAUCUUUAUGCCAAAGUUUUAAAUGAGAGCUGCCCGGUCAUUGAGUUCCUCGUGAAAAUUCUGGUCAUCUCGUUGUGCAUGGCGGCGUCCAACAGUUGCUUCAACCCCUUGUUGUACUACUUUGCAGGAGAGACUUUCCGCACGGCCAUCCGUAGAGUGUCAGAUCGAAGGACUUUAGGUUCAUUCAGCCAUAGUGGUGUUUAUCCGUCUUUUCGACGUCGAAGCAGCUCGCAGAAGUCAAGGCACCAAGGCUUCACUUCUGUACGCCAAGACUGUCUGCCCUGCUCCUGCCAGGUCAUAAACGAAAAGAAACCUGAUGGGUGCAAGUCUGACAAGCAAUGCAAACGGUCUGACUCUGAAGAAAAGCAAGUCCAUUAUGAUUUGCAGUAG
Molecule: messenger RNA, 1101 nt
Organism: Sinocyclocheilus anshuiensis
Lineage: Eukaryota; Metazoa; Chordata; Actinopteri; Cypriniformes; Cyprinidae
Product: cysteinyl leukotriene receptor 2-like
Exons: 3
Coding region: 1-1101 (366 amino acids)
Biological process (GO): G protein-coupled receptor signaling pathway
Cellular component (GO): plasma membrane
Molecular function (GO): G protein-coupled receptor activity
Source: RefSeq, a predicted model, not a curated record